CCAUAGUUUUAGUUGAAGGCUCCGGGCGACUGGAGUCAGGUUUCUCUCUCCUCUCUGCUUCAUCUGCCACACAACUCAACCUGAACCAACAACUCACAGACGAAGGUACUUUUUCACCGGCCACUUCCUAAAUCAUAAAUAAUCCUAGGUUUCAACUACUUCACUUGUGUUUCUGCCGUGCGGGGAAUGCUUCAUGCUAUUUCUUUCUUGCCUUGCUUUUCGGUUGUGUUUCUUCAAUACAUUCGAGAACGGUUGUUGGCAAUAUUUUUUGCUGAUAAUUAUUGCAUCUAGCAGCUUAUCAAAAUGGUGACAGCUAAUGAGGAGAACCUUCACAAUCAGAAAGAUUGACUAGUAGUUGUUCUGAUUACUUUUUCUCGGCUGAGUAAUAGUUUUUUCAAGAUGCAAAUGUCUCAGAAACACCCAAGUUCAGCUGGUAUCCACUUCUAUCACCAGCCUAUGCAAGGCGUUUACCAAAUAUUACAAAACAAUCUAUGCCGUGAUAUCCAUGAUAGCAGCAGCAGCCAGGGCACUACUGUUUCUUUUGAAACCUGCAAGGAGCAAUACUUUACCCUGGAAUCAUCCCCAGUAACCGCUGGUUUCAUGGCUUGUGAUUCCCCUUCCUAUGCCAGCACAUCAUCAAAUAGGAGUCCAUUUUCUCCACAAGUUUCUCAGUCAUGCUAUUCAGAUCACCACCAGUCAUCUGACAACACCUAUGGAUCACCAGUAAGCGGGUUGUCUAGUGUUGAUGAUGGGGACGAAUUAAAGAACAUAUUUAGAGAACUGGAGAUUUCAUUGUUGGGGUCUGAGGAAUCAGAUAUUGUUGACAGUUAUGACUGCUGCGUCAAGGGUGGCCUCCACAGAGCAUCUCCUUUAGCUAAGCCUAAAUAUAAUUGGGAUCAGAUUGCAGAAAUGAUUCCAAAGUUUGACUUGAAAGAAGUCCUCAUGCUAUGUGCACAGGCUGUGUCCGAUGAGGACAUUACGACAGCAAGAGGCUGGAUGGAUAAUGUGUUGGGGAAGAUGGUAUCAGUUGCUGGAGAUCCAUACCAGAGGUUAGGUGCUUACUUGUUGGAGGGGCUUAGAGCAAGGUUGGAAUCAUCAGGGAGUCUGAUCUACAAAACCUUGAAGUGUGAACAACCAACAAGCAAAGAACUAAUGACUUACAUGCACGUUUUGUAUCAGAUUUGCCCAUAUUGGCAGUUUGCAUACGUAACUGCAAAUGUUGUCAUUGGAGAAGCAAUGGCAAAUGAAUCCAGGAUUCAUAUAAUUGAUUUCCAAAUUGCGCAGGGCACACAGUGGCAUUUACUUAUCCAGGCUCUUGCACAUAGGCCUGGUGGACCCCCUUUCAUUCGCAUAACUGGUGUUGAUGAUUCCCAAUCAUCUCAUGCUCGGGGUGGAGGACUUCAGAUUGUAGGAGACCGGCUUUCAGAUUUUGCCAGAUCUUGCGGGGUUCCAUUUGAGUUCCACAGUGCUGCCAUGUCAAGCUGUGAGGUUGAACGAGAAAAUCUUGUAAUUCGACCCGGGGAAGCUCUUGCUGUAAAUUUUCCUUAUGUUUUGCACCACAUGCCAGAUGAGAGUGUGAGCACAGGGAACCAUAGAGACAGAUUGUUGAGAUUGGUUAAGAGCUUGUCUCCCAAGGUUGUGACCCUGGUUGAGCAAGAAUCCAACACCAACACUUCUUCUUUCUUUCACAGGUUUGCUGAGACCCUCGAUUAUUAUACUGCUAUGUUCGAAUCAAUAGAUGUGGCUCGCCCCAGAGAUGAUAAGAAGAGGAUUAGUGCUGAGCAACACUGUGUGGCACGGGACAUUGUCAACAUGAUAGCUUGCGAGGGGGUUGAGAGGGUGGAAAGGCAUGAACUUUUAGGAAAGUGGAGAUUGAGAUUUUCUAUGGCUGGAUUUCAACAAUGCCCAUUGAGUUCUUCAGCGAUGGAUGCUGCCCGAAAUCUGUUGAUUGAAUUCGAUGAAAAUUAUAGGCUUGAACAGAGAGAUGGUGCUCUAUAUCUUGGCUGGAUGAAGAGAGCUUUGGUCACCUCUUCUGCUUGGAGGUGAAACUGAAACUGAAACUGACAAUGUUUUGAGCUCUGGCCACCCUUUUGACCUUCUUUGCCUUUACCAUGCUUAGUACACGGUAUCUGCAGUUCUCCAUAGCCAUAGGACUUGAGAUUUAGCUCUGUUCCAAUAUGUACCCUUGUGGGUUAUAAUGCAGUCCGCAGAAUCUCAAAACAUGCUGUAAAUGUCAGUACUGAAAUGAAAAAAAAAGAAACCUCUGUUAUAUAGCUUCGCUUAUUUUCCUGCCCCCUGUCCCGGGCUUUAGUGUUAUUUAACUGAUAAUAUAUGAUGAGUAACUUUUAUUUUGUUUCCUCGUUUAAUUCCUUUCCCCUUGUAAUCACAACCGAAAUCUUCCCAAUGCACGAGUACAUAAGAGCUCAAGGUUCUGGUCUGAUACACUAUAA
This is a messenger RNA of Gastrolobium bilobum, 2450 nucleotides long. Its product is annotated as scarecrow-like protein 13. NCBI's taxonomy places the organism in Eukaryota, Viridiplantae, Streptophyta, Magnoliopsida, Fabales, Fabaceae. Bases 400 to 2046 code for a protein of 548 amino acids. Gene Ontology annotation, biological process: regulation of DNA-templated transcription. The record is from RefSeq and is a predicted model, not a curated record. Gene Ontology annotation, molecular function: DNA-binding transcription factor activity; sequence-specific DNA binding. The transcript is spliced from 2 exons. Gene Ontology annotation, cellular component: nucleus.